AUGGACCCCGACAAAACAUGGAACAUCAUUUGGAGUCUUCCUAUUCCUGCGAAAGUGAAACAUCACACAUGGAGAGUCUAUAAAAAUAUCCUUCCUACCCGUGCCCAGCUUCAAAAGAAAGGUGUGAGCUGCCCCAUCAGUUGCCCAAGAUGUGAUGUUGGUAUCGAGAAUUCUUGGCAUGCGCUGUUUGGAUGUUAUGAUGCGAGAAUUUGCUGGCUGGCUAGUAACCUAAAGGAUAAGAUGAGCUCCAACAUUGAUCAAGCUAAUGGUACUUCUGAUCUUGUGAACAAAAUCCUUAAUCUUUGGUCCAAUUCUGAUGCGGCUGACUUUUGCAUGAUGAUGUGGAGUAUCUGGACUAGCAGGAAUAAUCUCCUAUGGAAAGAUAUGCCUUGGAAUACAUCGGAAGUUGUCCAUCGUGCCCGUAACUCCAGACAAAAUUGGACUUUGGCUAACCAGCGGCCUCUUGAUGUUAGAGGUAUUCUUGGUCCCACCUCGACUACCCAAUGGUCUCCCCCACCCCAUGGUUCAUACAAGUGCAAUUUUGCUACAUUCCCUAACUCUGAUGAGAAUACAUUUGGAAUCGGUUUCUGCAUUAGAGACAGCUUGGGUUCCUUUGUGGGUGCACGUACCCUCAAGAUCCCUGGUCUUCCUCCUGCCAGUAUUAGAGAUGCUAUUGCUCUCAUGCAAGCCAUCAUUUUGGCUUCGGAAAAUCAAUAUUCGCCCAUCCUCUUCGAGUCCAGUUUUGAUGAAAUUUUCGAAGUAGGUAAGGGUUCCAGUUUGAAUUUGCGCCGGGCGCAGUUCUUCGCGUCGGGCAUGAUUUGA
Cajanus cajan (pigeon pea) is the source of this 822-nucleotide messenger RNA. The record is from RefSeq and is a predicted model, not a curated record. Lineage: Eukaryota; Viridiplantae; Streptophyta; Magnoliopsida; Fabales; Fabaceae.